AUUUAAUUUCACUAGCGAGGGGAAAAAUGGACGUAGUGAGAGCCCUUGGAAAUGAGUCGCUGUUGUCCAACUCGUCUGGUCCAGCUGCAUGGGAUCCCUUCCGCCGGCCCCUGGACUCCAUCCAGCCCUGGCACUUCAGGCUGGUGGCAGCAGUCAUGUUCGUGGUGACCUCCGUGUCUCUGGCUGAGAACCUGGCUGUGAUCCUGGUGACUGCCAAGUUCAAGCAGCUGAGACAACCUGUCAAUUACGUUAUAGUGAAUCUAUCUGUGGCUGAUUUCCUGGUCUCUUUGACUGGUGGCACCAUCAGCUUUCUAGCCAAUCUAAAAGGCUACUUCUAUAUGGGGCACUGGGCUUGUGUACUGGAAGGAUUUGCCGUCACGUUUUUUGGUAAGCUUGAUUUUGUUUGUAGUUGUAUCUCGUUUUCCUGGCGUCUUUCACUCUCCUGCAGCUUCCUCAACCACUGACCUUGCAUGCCUGUGAGUGCACUGCAUCUUUUCCAGGUGUGUGUUCUAUGCAGGAUCUCGUAUUAGUGAAUAAUGUGCAUUGUGUCUCUCUGGUCUCUCGCUCUUUUGGCCUUUGAGCGGUACGUUGUGAUCUGCCGCCCACUGGGAAAUACGCGCUUGAGAGGGAAGCAUGCAGCCCAAGGCAUUGCCUUUGUGUGGACCUUUUCCUUCAUUUGGACCAUCCCACCGACCAUGGGUUGGAGCAGCUACACCACCAGUAAGAUUGGAACUACUUGUGAGCCUAAUUGGUAUUCAGGAGCUCAUAAUGAUCGUUCCUACAUUAUUGCAUUCUUCACCACCUGUUUUAUAGUGCCUUUAUUGGUCAUUUUGGUAUCCUAUGGGAAGCUGCUGCAUAAGCUAACGAAGGUGUCAGAUACUCAAGGCAGGUUGAGAACUGCCAGGAAACCUGAGAGACAAGUGACUAGAAUGGUGGUGGUGAUGAUCAUUGCCUUUCUAAUCUGCUGGAUGCCAUAUGCCACCUUUUCUAUCCUAGCCACUGCGUACCCGUCUGUGGAACUGGAUCCUCAUCUGGCAGCAGUUCCAGCUUUCUUUUCCAAAACGGCUACUGUUUAUAAUCCAGUUAUUUAUGUCUUUAUGAACAAACAGUUCAGGAAGUGUCUGAUGCAGAUGUCCAGGUGCGGUGCCAUAGCGACUGUGGGGUCCAAUGUGAAACCAGCUUCGGUGCGAGCAGUGCUCACCCAGGACAAAAGAGGCAGUCAGUUGUCCAUCAUGGCGGUAUGAGGCACCAGUUCUGGGAGGAAGAAUGGAGAUGAACACAGAAACUGCAAUUCUUUUGACUAGUUGACAGCUUCAGGAAACAAAAUCUGUCUCUUGUAGGAGGGAGAUAUGAUCAUUAAUGCAGUAUGGCAGCGUGUUUCCUCAUUGCCCAUCAUGCUAAAGGUGUCACUGGGGCUGUUGCGUUCUCUCUCCUAGACACUAACUUUGACAUUCUGAGCUCCCAAGUGCAUAGAGUGCACUGGCUGUGCAGUUGCAGUCACAGACGAUCCAGAAAGUGAGUCCCUUUUCCUAUAUUUGUCUCUUCAAUCCAUAGCGUGCUUGCCCUCUUUAUAUAAAACAGAUAUAUAAAGGUACAAAACAGUGGAAGUCCAGCGUUACUGCACUGACGCGUAACACAGCAAGGAGUUGCACAUGGGUGGCUGCUCCUUAUUCAGCGGGGUAAAAACAUGAGGGGACUCACGGCUUCAAUGCGCUGGUGGAAAGUGAGUAAUGUUUAGCACCCCGCUGACUCAAAUUCGGCCAGGUGGAGAUUGACAGACAGACAGGCUUAUGGGCCUUUUCAUUUGUUUGGAAAUGUUCACUAACAAAGCUGAGGUAAGCGUGAGGUUGCUGCACUUGUGUCUGUCCCUGAUGCGAACCUCAUUCAGGUCACUGAAUUCUCCAACAGCGUGGAUAAGCCAUCCGUACUUUCAAGGGCUUUGUUAUGAAGAACCAUUCAUAUUCUUCUUUAUUUCCUCUGUGCCAUGAAAUCUGUACUAGUGGCAACUUUGGAAAUCAAUCAACUCAUGCCAUCCUUUAGUGGCGGCCUUGUACCUGUCUGCCAUUCUCUUUAUGAGAGGAACUUAGUUGCAAGGUGUAACAGGGUUGUUUGUAACACUUAAAAUAACUGAUGUGUUUAAUUUUAUAUACAUGAUGCUCUUCCUCUUGAUUUAUUUUUUUUAGUAUUAUAAGACAGGAGGGGUAACACACUCAGUUAUUAUUUGCAUUCACACCUCUGUGUUCAUUAGUUUGUUUUAGAAUCUUUGCAGUUAAGACUCACACAUAUUUAUGGUGAUCUCCUCCAUAAUGCUCUGUAUUAUAAAUUGUGCUAAUUUGUUCUGCUUUUAUAUUGAAGCCUCAUUUUUGUCAUGAAGAGUUAAAAUCUGUAAGAGAAUUUAAGAGCCUUGAAGUAACUUGGCACAUCAGUUUUAGCUCAGCCUUUUUCUAGCUGCAGUGAGAUAUUAAUGCAGUAAUCUCUCUUUAGUCUCAAUGAAUUGCUAUAGAGAUGUCAAACAAUUAGAUUAUGUUGGCCAAUGUAACCCUGUUUGAUGGAGUACAGGAGUAGCGCAUGUCCCUCCAAUCUCACCGCUUUGCACCGCUUUGCAAUCAGUCUGUGACUGGAGCAGAGAAUGGGACGUACGUGUUUCUGUCAGCAAGGCACCCACUUUAUAAACGCCUGAUACAGACAUCCA
Coturnix japonica (Japanese quail) is the source of this 2692-nucleotide messenger RNA. Its product is annotated as opsin-VA-like. Gene Ontology annotation, cellular component: membrane. NCBI's taxonomy places the organism in Eukaryota, Metazoa, Chordata, Aves, Galliformes, Phasianidae. Gene Ontology annotation, biological process: G protein-coupled receptor signaling pathway. Gene Ontology annotation, molecular function: G protein-coupled receptor activity. The record is from RefSeq and is a predicted model, not a curated record.